AGCGCGUGCUGCAGGUGGGACGCUCUUGCGCCGCUUUGGUCGCUCUCCUGCUCAGACUCAACCCGAGUAGUGAGCGCGUCGGAAAGGGACAGUCAUACACGGCAAAAUGGGCAAGCUCCAGGAAUUCGACAUUACUUUCACUAAUAAUAAAGUGGUUUACAGCCCCGGAGAAUCGAUAUCUGGAUGCGUGAAGAUCACAUGUAGCGGCUCCAUGAAAUACAUAGCCAUCAAGGUGAACUGCCUGGGGUCAUGCGGCGUCUCGACCAAGAUGAACGACACGUCAUGGAUGCUGGAGGAACAGUACUUCAGCAGCACACUCUCUGUGGCCGACAAAGGGACUUUACCGGCAGGCGAGCACAGCUUCCCCUUCCAGUUCCCGAUUCCAGCGUCCGUCCCCACCUCCUACGAGGGCCCCUUCGGGAAGAUCUCCUACAGAGUACGGGCAGGGAUUGACACGCCACGCUUCUCGAAGGACUACAAGGCCCAGAGACCCUUUUACCUACUCAACCUCCUCAACCUCAACGAAGUGCCAGAAAUUGAGCAACCCAGCUGUGCAGUGGUGACAAAGAAGUUCAACUACCUGCUGGUGAAGACGGGCACACUGAUGCUGAAGACGCGGAGCGACCUGAGGGGAUACACCCCGGGCCAGGUCAUCCAGCUAGCCACCGAGAUCCACAACAAGUCCGGCAAGGACACGGGCUACGUGCUGGCCAGCCUUGUGCAGAAAGUGACCUACAAGGUGAAGAGGCCGCUGAUUGACCUGCGCACCAUCGCCGAGGUGGAGGGCGCGGGGGUGAAGGCCGGCAAGCACGCCGAGUGGCGGGAGCAGAUCAUCGUCCCUCCCCUCCCUCAGUCGGCGCUCACCGGCUGCAGUCUCAUCGAUAUCGAUUACUUCAUCCAGGUGUCUCUGAAGUCUCCUGAAGUUGUGGUCACUCUACCCAUUUUCAUUGGCAACAUCGCGGUCAACCUGACAACCUCCAGGCCAAUGCCCCCCCACCCAGGCACCCCUCUGGGGGCCAUGUCCAGUCCCUGCCAUGGAGGUGUGGUCCCCAGCGCCCCGCCAGCCGAGGAGGACCCGGACAGCGAGCUAGGCGCAGGAGGCCUGGCCAGCGAGGAGAUCCCCACCAAGAGCCACUCCCAGCAGGACCCCAGCGGCCAGCCUGCCACCGUGUCCCCCAGCGCCUUCGGCUACGCCUCAGGCCUGUCCACCCCGCAGGGUCAGCGGAGCGCGGCGGCGGCCUCGGAUGGCUCUGCUGCGCUGUUCUGUGUGUCCACCGGGGCCACCAUACCGUUCUUCACCGAGGGGAAUGCCACGCCCGUGCCCACGUCGUGCUCACUCAUCCUGCCGCCUGAGUACAGCCGCUGGGACUUCCCUCCUGAACCCCCUCCCACCUAUGAGGAGAGCUGCAGCAGCAACAACUCCAGUUUUAACAGGUAAACCAAAGGACAUAUGGAAAAAAAAUACAAGCAUGGAUACAAGGGGUCAUCAUCUGUCGCCAGUGCCAUAGAUAUGCUCUAUCCAUUGCUAUUCCACAGGCCCUUGUGGCCCCCUGCUGGAUGUAUCGGGCAUUGCAAUAGGCCCCCAAACCUGCCUUUGGAUUGUCACCGUAUCUCCAGUGAAGUUGAGUUACAUCCAUUUUCCAAAUACAUAAAAAGGGAUCCAAGACUUUGUUUCACCUUUUCUCAUUUCAACUCCCCUAUUUUGCUACUGUUUGAUCUACGCGGAGGAAGAAAGAACCCAAAGGCAAAACCAGGGAGAGGAAAAGACACCGAAAAUAUUUCAAUUGCGCUAAACAGAGGCACUUCUUAAAAACCACUUAAUAUGUAUGUAUGCAGCAACACUGGAGAUCAUUAUUAUGAGUGGAUAAUGAGGGGGUGGGGUGGGGGCGGUAAUUAAAGUUUUGUGUUUGAAGAGAGUACAAUACUAGCAUCUGUGAUGCGUAGAAAUAAAAUAAAAAAACAUCCUAUUGUAACGUAUUGUACAUUUAUACAUAUUCAUUUACUUUGAUUCCUACCAAGGCUGGCCUUCACAGAAAUAUCUCAAAUACUUAGUACAAAUGUGAGACAUUUUAAUGUACGCAGAAAGCUGUAGCAGACACCAAGGCCAUACAGUUUCAAGUCCAAUAGACCUUACAAUGUACGCUAGUGUCUUUUUGAAUGACCCAGAUCUGAAUCAGCCUGCAACAGGAUUAAUAGUCUAGAGAGACUCUGUUGUUUCACACACACUCACACACACACACAGUAUGGAGUAUCGCUGGAAUGCAUCAAACUCCAGAUGAAGAUACAAACUGGCAUCAGUUCCCUGUGAUUUAAUGGCAAUUUGAUCUAAGGGGUUAUUGCAGAGGCUUUCUGGUGCUUUAGAUUACAUGAUACACUGACAGUAUCAUAUGAUAUAAGAAUCAGUCAACCAAGGAUAUUACUGGCCCUACACACUAUCGCAGUACACUUACACAAUGCUUUGGUUGAAACUGUGAUAUUAAGAGCUAACAGCAAACUGUUUACUGGUGUACAAGUGUAUAAUUUCUUGGAUGACCAACUCACAGAAUACCAGCAAGACAAAAGACACACACGUUGUGGCAAUUAAAUAACGAGACUAUGUGAGCAUAUUAGAUAUAUGAGUAACAAGUUUUCUUUUAAUUACACAAUUAUAUUACAAUUGAAAUGUAGCAUUUGUCUCAUUAUUUAAUAGCUACACCCCAUAGUUAACGUUUUGUUUCAAUACAGGAUGCAUUUCAUUGCACAGAGAGCAUCCUGUCAAUCCUGUGGAUUAUUAAACAGUCCUCGUGACCCCAGACUUGUUUUUACUUGAAAAUGUUGACUUAAAAUGUCAACUUAUUAUAUAUACCGCUACAGAUUAGCACUGUUCAGAAAAUGCAGCACUGUUAAAACCCUUCAUGAGAGCAAUCAGAACAGCCCUUUCAUAUUGUGUAAUCAGUGCAGAAAGGUAUUGUCCUUGCAUCCCAAAUUCCCCUGAUCCUUAAAGGAUAAAGGCAAUGUAAUUAAAGUAAAGGUGAUGUGAUUAAAUGUUGCUCUUAUGCAUUGUUACAGUACAGGCAAUGCUGUUGUCUUAAUGGCAGUUCCACUUUAGUUAGAACCUUAUGUUUGAUUUCUAAAUAUUAACUGAUGUUGUUGAAAGAAAAAAACAAAGACGUUUCUGAUACUAUUUGCUUCGUCAAAUACUUGUUUGACUUCCAGCACUUCACCAGGCAGGUGUGACCACUGUUCCUGCACCUAGCUCUGACAAAGACAAAGGCUUUGUGGUUAAGAGAUCUUCAUAGUAGAAACAAGAUCAAUCAACAUCGUUUCUGAUGGCCACAUGCCCCAAAGUUAACAGUUUGGGAUCAUACAUGCAGCGUCAGUACCACCGUUGUUUUUAUUUAUUUCAUAUCUGGUUUUAUUUUUUGGUUCUAAUGUUGAAUGAAUGGUGUGCUGAGGUGGAUGUGAAGCCUUAUGUCACUUUGUUGCUGUGAAUCAUUUUUGACUACUUUCAAUAUCUGUACUCUUUUACGGGGUCAACUCAAACUUAUCCUGCUAGUAUGAUACACGACUGUGCACACUGUUCAAGCACAAAAGUAGCAACAUUACAUUGACUUUUUCUUUUCUCUUGAGAGAGGGGGAGAGAGAGAGAGAAAAAGAGAAGGACAGGGAAAACGAGAAAGCUCUAAAUUGAUUGUGUUCAGAAUUUUAAGAAGUGUGUUAAGGUCGCCAUCAACCGUAAAUACAAUAUUGAGUCUGAUGAAAUGUUCUGUGCUAUGGUAGACACGCCAUAACCUUUCACUCAAGCUCAGCAUGACAUUCUAACAACCAAACCAGCACGCUUCAAGCAGACUGCUCCAUGAGAAUCCUGAGUCUUUCCACUACAGUAGAUAGCAUUUCAACAAUGAAAUUCCUCCAACCUUCACAGCACUCUACAUAAUCACUUUCGCCAGAACUGAUAAAUGGAGGUGCUCCAUCAGUUUGAAAGGGGGAGUAGAGAGAGAGAGGGAAAAGAUGGGUAUUGGAGUGUGUUGGUUUCCAUACCCCACAACCACCACCACCACCCUGCAUGUUUCCUGAGGACUACCCUUAAGAGUGCCUUCAGAAUGCUAAUGUCGCCAUGGGCGAGAAGGUCAGAGAUAUAGAGGAUUGAUGAGGAAAGUCUUUUUAUACUCCUGCUACUGGUGGACCAUCCUUCUUCUCUUGUCUAUUCCCAAAAACCGUUUCCUUUCAUCUUUUUGGUCAGGGGAAAUAAAUGGGGGAAGACUUUGUGCAAUUUUGUGUCACCUGAGAUACCCUGAAGACUGUACGGGGUUGAGUUAUGUCCUGAGUCGGCUGUUUCUGUUCUGUUGCUGUCCUGUUUUUUGCUACACCAAAGCUUUUAAGUUUCCUUUGUUGGUCAUCGUAUGCAAUUCCUGGUGGUCUGUUGGAAGUACCUUUUCUAUAUGGCACAUAUUGCUAUGUGUAAAAACCUUUGGAAAGAAGUCCCUUGUUGUUUUGUUAGGCUUUUUUCAAUUCACUGGCCAAUAUUGGAAUACUGCGAUGUUCACCACGGUGGAUCUGUGUAACAUUCAAACUAAGAAUGAUGAUGAUUUUGAAUCAAUAUUGUACAGUAUGACAAUAAAUUU
This is a messenger RNA of Alosa alosa (allis shad), 4604 nucleotides long. RefSeq names its product arrestin domain containing 1b (gene arrdc1b). The record is from RefSeq and is a predicted model, not a curated record. Gene Ontology annotation, molecular function: ubiquitin-like ligase-substrate adaptor activity; ubiquitin protein ligase binding. Gene Ontology annotation, cellular component: cytoplasm. The transcript has 8 exons. The coding region runs from base 107 to 1438 and encodes 443 amino acids. NCBI's taxonomy places the organism in Eukaryota, Metazoa, Chordata, Actinopteri, Clupeiformes, Clupeidae. Gene Ontology annotation, biological process: protein transport.